Pygoscelis adeliae (Adelie penguin) is the source of this 2151-nucleotide messenger RNA. RefSeq names its product ATP-binding cassette, sub-family F (GCN20), member 3 (gene ABCF3). Lineage: Eukaryota; Metazoa; Chordata; Aves; Sphenisciformes; Spheniscidae. The record is from RefSeq and is a predicted model, not a curated record. Bases 1 to 1956 code for a protein of 651 amino acids. The transcript is spliced from 20 exons. Gene Ontology annotation, molecular function: ATP binding; ATP hydrolysis activity.
AUGGAGAAGGCUACCUGCGCUGCUGUUUGGGGCUUGUGGGGCGAGAGCCUGGGCCGGUGCCAGAGCGUCUCGGAGCUUGCUUUUGUCGCUUCCCCAGCCCUGGGCUGCCUGGGUGUUACGGAUGCCAGCGUGGACCUGCUGCCGGGGCUGUUGCUGAAGAGAGGCCAGACCUCGAUGGUGAACGCGAAGAAACUGGAGAAGGCGGAAGCCAGGCUGAAAGCCAAGCAGGACAAGAGGAUGGAGCGGGAUUCCCUGAAGUCAUCUGGUCCUCUGGUCCUUGAGGAGGCGUCUGCCAGCCAAGCUGCCAGCAAGAAGGAGACUCGCAUGGAGUCAUCAGGCAAGAACAAGUCGUAUGAUGUGCGCAUCGAGAACUUCGACGUGUCCUUCGGUGAGCGUGUCCUACUGGCGGGAGCAGACCUGAACCUGGCGUUUGGACGGCGCUACGGGCUGGUGGGCCGGAACGGGCUGGGGAAGACCACGCUGCUGAAGAUGAUCGCUAGCCGGAGCCUGCGCAUCCCCUCGCACAUCAGCAUCCUCCAUGUGGAGCAGGAGGUGGCGGGGGAUGAGACGCCGGCGCUGCAGAGUGUGCUGGAGUGUGACACCACUCGUGAGAGUCUACUGCGGGAGGAGAGGGAUCUGACGGCUAAGAUUAAUGCCGGCAGGGGAGAAGGGACAGAAGGUGCCAGGCUAUCGGAGAUCUACGCGAAGCUGGAGGAGAUUGAGGCAGACAAGGCCCCAGCGAGGGCAUCCGUCAUUCUUGCUGGGCUGGGCUUUAAUGCAAAGAUGCAACAACAGACAACCAAAGAGUUUUCCGGAGGCUGGAGAAUGAGACUGGCCUUAGCCAGAGCCCUGUUUGCCAGGCCAGAUCUCCUUCUGCUGGAUGAGCCAACGAACAUGCUGGACGUGAGGGCCAUUUUGUGGCUUGAGACCUACUUGCAGACCUGGCAGUCGACCAUCCUCGUGGUGUCCCACGACAGGAACUUCCUGAAUGCGGUGGCCACGGACAUCAUCCACCUGCACUCGCAGCGGCUGGACACGUACCGCGGGGACUUUGAGAACUUCAUGAAGAUCAAGGAGGAGCGGCUGAAGAACCAGCAGAGAGAGUACGAAGCCCAGCAGCAGUACCGUGAGCACAUCCAGGUUUUCAUCGACCGCUUUCGCUACAACGCCAACAGGGCAUCCCAAGUGCAGAGCAAGCUCAAGCUGUUGGAGAAGCUGCCAGAGCUGAAACCUGUGGACAAGGAGUCUGAGGUGAUCAUGAAGUUCCCCGAUGGCUUUGAGAAGUUCUCCCCCCCAGUCCUGCAGCUAGACGAAGUAGACUUCUAUUACGACCCAAGUCACUACAUCUUUUGUUCCCUGUCCGUCUCUGCUGACCUGGAGUCCCGCAUCUGUGUGGUUGGGGAAAACGGAGCUGGCAAGUCGACCAUGCUAAAGAUCUUAAUGGGGGAGCUGGCACCAGUCAGAGGGAUCAGACAUGCUCACAGAAACCUGAAGAUCGGUUAUUUCAGCCAGCACCAUGUGGAUCAACUGGACUUGAACAUCAGUGCUGUAGAGUUGCUGGCAAGAAAGUUCCCAGGGAAGACGGAGGAGGAGUACCGGCAUCAGCUGGGGAGCUACGGUGUCUCGGGGGAGCUGGCCGUGCGUCCCGUGGCCAGCCUGUCUGGAGGUCAGAAGAGUCGCGUGGCCUUUGCCCAGAUGACUAUGUCCUGUCCAAACUUCUACAUCCUGGAUGAGCCGACAAAUCACCUGGACAUGGAGACCAUUGAGGCGCUGGCAAAGGCACUGAAUAAGUUCCGGGGUGGUGUAAUUCUGGUGUCCCACGACGAGCGCUUCAUCCGCCUGGUGUGCCAGGAGCUGUGGGUGUGCGAGAAUGCCACCGUGACCCGCAUCGAGGGCGGCUUCGACCAGUACAGAGACAUCUUGAAGGAGCAGUUCCGGAAGGAGGGUUUCCUAUAAGGGGAGAGCGCCGAGGACGCUGCUGCCCGCAUGGACCGUCAGCCAUGCCAUCAAACUGCCACCUGAACUGCUCUCCCCUCCUGGGGCCGGGCGGAAGGACAGCGAGGGAGCAGGAGCCCGGUGCUGCGCGUGGCCUGGGGCACGCCGGGGGCUCUGCCGUCGGCCGGGGCUACGCCUGGCACUGGGCACACGGGA